This is a messenger RNA of Rhodamnia argentea, 916 nucleotides long. Its product is annotated as GTP-binding protein YPTM2-like. Lineage: Eukaryota; Viridiplantae; Streptophyta; Magnoliopsida; Myrtales; Myrtaceae. Gene Ontology annotation, molecular function: GTPase activity; GTP binding. The transcript has 9 exons. Bases 133 to 744 code for a protein of 203 amino acids. The record is from RefSeq and is a predicted model, not a curated record.
CUCUCUCUCUCUCUCUCUCCGGCGACUAUACCAGAAGAAUCGGUGGUAAUUCUCGCUGGAAGCGGGAUCAAUCUCCGUCGUAGAGUUUGAAUUCCUUGCGAUUCGAUUCGAUCUCGGCUUCAUCUCGCCGCCAUGAAUCCGGAAUAUGACUACUUGUUUAAGCUUUUACUCAUUGGAGAUUCUGGUGUUGGCAAAUCAUGUCUGCUCCUUAGGUUUGCUGAUGACUCAUAUUUAGAGAGCUACAUCAGCACCAUUGGAGUUGACUUUAAAAUCCGCACGGUCGAACAGGAUGGCAAAACAAUCAAACUGCAGAUAUGGGAUACUGCAGGCCAGGAACGUUUUAGAACUAUCACAAGCAGUUACUACCGCGGGGCUCAUGGGAUCAUUGUUGUUUAUGAUGUCACAGAUCAAGAGAGCUUCAACAAUGUUAAGCAAUGGUUAAGUGAGAUUGACCGCUAUGCAAGUGAAAACGUUAACAAGCUCCUUGUUGGGAACAAAUGUGACCUAACAGCCCAGAAGGUUGUUUCUUAUGAGACGGCAAAGGCUUUUGCGGAUGAGAUUGGGAUUCCAUUCAUGGAGACUAGUGCAAAGAACGCCACCAAUGUGGAACAGGCUUUCAUGGCCAUGGCUGCGGCCAUCAAGAACAGGAUGGCGAGCCAACCAGCCAUGAACAAUGCUCGACCUCCGACUGUGAACAUCAGGGGACAGCCUGUCAACCAAAAGGCUGGUUGCUGCUCAUCUUGAAGCUGAAAAUUCAUCCUGUGGGAAUGCGAUGUUUAUCUCUGUUCUAUGUGACCGUGACAUGUAAAACUAGUUUCUGUCUGUCAGAAUGCUUGGUUGGAUAUGAAACUGUUGGCUAUGGAAUUCUUCUCUUGUUAUUUCAGUUAUUUGUGGAAAAUUCUCAUUCUUUUCAGUG